Molecule: messenger RNA, 1845 nt
Organism: Mollisia scopiformis
Lineage: Eukaryota; Fungi; Ascomycota; Leotiomycetes; Helotiales; Mollisiaceae
Exons: 1
Coding region: 1-1845 (614 amino acids)
Biological process (GO): homocysteine metabolic process
Cellular component (GO): cytosol
Molecular function (GO): flavin adenine dinucleotide binding; FMN binding; [methionine synthase] reductase (NADPH) activity
Source: RefSeq, a predicted model, not a curated record
AUGUCGCGACCUGUAGCUAUCCGCACGCACACAACUUCCCACUGCAUCCCUGAAGAGCCUUCUCCACGAUCCUCCGUCCCCUCUCUGACCUACUCCUCCUCUUCAUCCGCCGAUGAAACCGAAGAACCUCCCAGACCUCGUCGCGCAUCUACAAAAUUGAUCUCGCAAAAUGCUGCCGAUGUCCAGAGACUCAUUGGCGAGUCCGGCACCAAGCUGAUUGAGAAGUGCUGCGGCGGGGGUUGCAUGAUGGCAAUCACUAAGAGCGACGGCCUUACAUUCGAGCGCGUUCCUCUGCCAGACAACGAUGCGUAUCGUGCUCUGCAAUUGAACAUUGGGCCAAUUCCGACUACGCUGUCGAAUAUCCCGGGAAUGCCCCCAAAGACGGUACACCUGGAGCAGAUCAAGAAGGGUGCCACUGAAACUUCUUCGACCGACUCUGCGAUUUCUAUGGGCGAGACGAAGGAGGAGUCUACAAUUGAGGUCCCGAAUAACGAUUCCAUUGACUUCACACCCCACCUUACGAGCGAGCAUCACGAAAUCGAUACUAAGAUCCACCCUCCGAGCUUCGUCCAACCUCAUCCUCCAUACCACGUCUACUCUGCGAAGAUCUUCUCUGCCCGCGAACUCACCAGACCGGGUGCUGAGAAGAGAACUUUCCAUUUCGACCUCGAUGUCACCGACUACCCUGAGGAGUUGGGCGUGGACUUCAAGGUGGGCGGGGCAAUUGGUGUCUCUGCUCCCAAUGAAGAGUCAGCUGUCGAUGAGCUCAUGGAUCUACUCUCCAUCCCACGAUUUCUACGCGACCGUGAGAUUCUGCUGAAGACUGAUGGCGGACGCUGGCCUACUGUCUGGGGCGAUGAGAAGGCUAGAGAAUUGGUCACAACACGUCGAGCACUCUUGACCUGGUGCAGCGAUAUCCAAUCAUAUGCUCCUACCAAGCCUCUUCUACGAGUACUUGCAGAAUAUGCUACGGAUUUGAACGAAAAGAAGGUUCUGUUGUACCUGUGCAGUGGAGAAGGACAGGGUGUUUUCUGUGAUUUCAGAACCGGACCACAUGUCACCGUCAAUCAACUUUUACACGCUUUCCCCUCCUCGAAGCCACCUCUUGAUGACCUCCUCUCCAAUCUCCAACCUCUUAUGCCACGAUUCUACUCUCUGUCAAACGACCCCCACGAAUCCUGCGUCCCAGCCGCUGGCUGUUCCCGCCUCAUCGAAAUCGCAGUCACCGUCCACGAAACCCCCAAUUGGCGCGGUGGUCCACGAACCGGUGUCGGUUCCGGCUUCUUCGAGCGUCAAGCAAGAAAGUACAUCGAAGCUGAAGCCAAGGGAGAGAAGAUCGAUCUCCGCGUCCCUAUGUUCAAGGGCUUGAUGGCCAAUCCUCUAGCUAGAGAACAUGUCGCUGAUGGUCCUAUGCUCUUGAUCGGUGCCGGUGUAGGCGUGGCUCCAUUCCGAGGUUUCAUGCAACGACGUCUCCGCAACGCCAACUGUGCGAAUAAGAUUUGGGUUCUUCAAGGUGUGCGUGAUUCUCUGUACGAUGAGCUGUAUAGUGGAGAAUGGGGUGUUCACGAGAGCGAGGUCAAGAAGGUUGUUCAGAGUCGGAAGAGUAGUGGGAAUAACAAGUAUGUUCAAGACGAGGUUAUUGCACAAGCAGAUCUGGUCUGGUUCAUCAUCAAUAGUCUCGAUGGUCGAGUCUUCGUUUGUGGUAGUAAGCAGGGCAUGGGCGAAGGUGUCGAUGGAGCUCUCAUCGAUGUUGCGAUGAAGAAGGGAAAUCUUGGUCGCGAGGAGGCUAAGAAGUUUUGGGAUUUGAAGAAGGAAGCUGGUCAGUACAUUGCUGAGACUUGGUAG